This is a messenger RNA of Oncorhynchus nerka (sockeye salmon), 2135 nucleotides long. RefSeq lists its product as uncharacterized. The coding region runs from base 131 to 1267 and encodes 378 amino acids. Lineage: Eukaryota; Metazoa; Chordata; Actinopteri; Salmoniformes; Salmonidae. The record is from RefSeq and is a predicted model, not a curated record. The transcript is spliced from 4 exons.
CUGGCCUAUCGUUUCCUCUCUCUCAUACGCCGGCUGUUUCGCGGAGAGAUCUCACUGCCUUCCUCACACCUGUUAGCUGUAACCACCUGACCGAGCACCAGAAAAAGAACACGAACGAGAGAGACGGGAUAUGGACCUUUAUUCAAUCAUCACUGCUGUUUUGCUUCUGCAACUGCAAGGUUUUCAUGUGGCCUUGCUCCAGGCACCAACAAACUCUCCAGGACGGACGAUCGAUCAAAGUUGGCUUCGUCAACUGUUCAAAUCCAAGCUCAACAAGACAUCAGAAGCUCCGUUCAAUGACUUGGAUGAUAUGAACCAGGAGGGUACUGAGUCAACAGAUGACUCUGCUUGGGGUAUCGCAGAUGGUUACAUGUCAUCUAGUGGGGAACAGGACGACAUCCAGGACACAAAUGAGACUUCUGGUGAUGUUACGAUUGGCACCUCAAUGCCACCAGAGUUGCCAGACGCUACAGCGGAGGACCCUGAAUCGCCAGCGACCGCUGUUGAAUCUCCAGAAACCACUGUUGCACCAGAACCCCCAGUGAGUGUUGCCUUAAACUCAAGCCAAGUUUCCAAUGCAACUGGAGAGGACAGUGGACUCCAAACUACCACCACCACUCCAAUCACAGAAAACUCAAAUGGCUCUAAUUACAUGUCCAAUGACACUGAAUUGAAUGAGACAACCACAGCACCAGACACCAAUAGCACAGAUGAGGCCGGUCCAGAUCCUGAUGUUGAGAAUGGGGUAACCAACAGUACAGAGGACAGCCAUAAUGUAACGACUGCAGUACCAGAAAGACCAGAGCCAUCAAGUGAACCAUCCACAGCUUCCCCCACCACAAAGCUCCCCUUGGACUCACCUGGGACUACAACUGCCAAAAUCAUCCCAAAAACUACAACAACCACAGGUCCCAGCACAACGACAGACAUGAUGGAAACUGGUGCCGCUUCAGGGAACAACUCUGCGAGAGGCUUGGCCUCAGAUGCAGUGCAGAACAAGAAGAAGAGUGAGGCAUGGGGUGCCAUCCUGGGCACAGCAGUGGCAGUGUGCUUUGUGGCGAUGGUGGUCUUUGUCAUCCGGAGAAGGAGAGGCCGACGGGAUUUCACACACAGGAAGCUUGUUGAGGAAUUCCCCUCAGACCCAGUUCAACAACUGGACAACAGUGAGCCUUUGGAUUUGAAAUAUGAUGGUUCAGCUUACUACAAUCCUGGAUGCCAAAUGGACAACAUCCAAAUGGCCAACUUUCCACGAGGACAUCAAAAUUGAAAAGGGCUCCAAGUCUAACUUUAAACACGUUAAAGAAGACUUUCAUAUACAAAAUACUUAUUGAGACCCAACAUAUGCAAUAACGUGCAUAAAUAUCUUUAACAGAAUGUUAAGUCAUAGAUUUUUAUUCUUUUUUAUUAUUAUUAUUUUUUUCUUCUAAGGGGUGGAUCAGCUUAAUAUUGCGGAAAGAUUGUUGCUUCCAUCAAUGUAACUGUCUGCAUCAUUUCCCAUCCCCCAUAUAUUUUUGGGGGUAAAUAUAUAUAUCCAUAUACAUACACAUAUGCAUACAUAUACACAUACACUUUUUUUUUUGAAUAUGCCUUUAUUAUUCCCGGCAAACCCUACUGCCCUUCCCCCAAUUGGAGUAAUCUAAUAAUCAAUAACACUUAGGCUUCUACCUUCACUAUGUGCAUCUUAUACACAUUUUACAGACACAAUCUAUUUUACAAUAGUUCUAUUCUGUUUGUUUUUAGUCCUUCCUCUAUUUCCGAUGUCCAUCCAGUUUGAUUUCUAUUUGUAACUGUGCUAUUUCACAACAUUUCUCAACCUAUAUACAUUUUACAGACCCUGUAUGUUUUACAUUGGUUAUCUUGUUAUUGGUCCGACCCUUCAGCUCAUCCCAUCUAUCUCUUAACACCAUCCAUUUUGGAUUUCUAUUUGCCAUAUAUUUUUCAACUGUGCUGUGAUGCUUGACAAAAGUACUGAACCUUUCUAUUCUCAUAGCUUCUACAGAUUGCUAAAAUAAUUAUUAUAUUAUUGAUUGAUUGACUAUGGCUUUUCAAAUGUUAAGUUAUAGAUUUACUGCACCCUAAUGCAUUGGUUAUGUGGGCUUAGGGGUGUAAACCAAUAAACUAUGGGAAUUUGAGAA